Molecule: messenger RNA, 1152 nt
Organism: Haemonchus placei
Lineage: Eukaryota; Metazoa; Nematoda; Chromadorea; Rhabditida; Trichostrongylidae
Source: the annotation of a GenBank genome assembly
AUGAAUUUACGUGCCUAUGUAAGCAACUCCAUGGAACUCAACAAAUACUUCGAAACCAACGAACACUGCAAGGCUUCAGAAACUCAAAAAUUGCUUGGUCUCCAAUGGAACACCGUCCACGACACAAUCUUCAUUCGCCUUCCCGACCAACCAACGAGUGAUAUCAGAUGGACAAAACGAAAAGUACUGAAAUGUAUCGCCAGCAUCUACGAUCCACUGGGGCUACUUUCCUCAACGGUGUUGAUCGGAAAACUUUUCCUGCAAUCGCUGUGGAAAAUCGAACUUUCUUGGGACGAGUUAAUUCCCGCAGAAUAUGUUGCUAAUUGGAAACGCAUAACCUCUUCGUGCAACUCUCUGGGAUUAUGCGUACCUCGCCGAUUAUUCGAUGAGGAUGAAAAUAUAGAAGUCGAAUAUGACCUUCAUGUGUUCACUGACGCCUCAGCAGCUGUCUACUGUGCUUCGGCUUACAUCGUACGAAGACGAAUCAAUGGCUCUUCAUCAGCAUCUCUUAUCAUGUCGAAAUCCCGACUCGCACCGCUUAAUCACGCUAUCACUAUUCCACGGUUCGAGUUAGCCGCUAUGAUGAUUGGCUCAAAACUACUCACCUUCGUCGUACAAAACAUAGAGGUUCACGUGAGUCGAAACUUUUUAUGGACAGACAGCAGUGUGGCCUUGACAUGGAUAAGAUGCAACAAUGAUCUCCCAAUCUCCGUUAAAGACCGUGUUAAGGUCAUCCUGAAAAACAUGGUUGACGUCAAUGUGAGGCACAUUCCUGAAAGCCUCAACCCUGCAGACAUUGGCAGCCGCGGUGCCACAAGCCAAGAACUCCUUCAGUUGACAUCCUGGUGGAAAGGACCGGAUUUCCUAACAAGUGAUGAGGACAGUUGGCCAGGUGACUUAUUUCUUCAAAACCAACAUUAUGGAGACAAACCAGGCACUGCACGUGAUGAGUUACCACAAGACUCGGCUAAUUACUGCUUCCCAGCGCCAACUACGGAGACAACCGUACUGGAAGCCUCAAAGUUCAGUUCGUGGAAAAAGAUGGUCAACACGAUGGUCAACGUUCUACUUUCCAUAACGAAAAAAUGUCGCAGUGCCAGAAAAUACUUUGGCACCUUCAAAACCACUCAUAUCUGGAAAGCAGAAAUUAUA